GUCAUUCAGCCCCUCACUGAUUCACUCUAUCGGCGUGAGUAGGAGAGGGCUGCUAGCUCCACGAAGGUGCCACCCAGCGCACCGCAGACGGUUCUUUUCGGGGAGGGGAACGUUCGUGAAUAUUACCCGGCAGGUUAAGAGACCGGCUCUUCCACAGUUAUUCAACAGCACGACUGCGCCACACUUGAGGCACGGAGGCUACCCGUGGCUAGCUCGCGACUGACUGCCUGGGAUCAAGGUGUUGAUAGUAGCUAGCCUGGCAGCUAAUUAACCGUCCUGCCGGAGCGUCGUCACCGUGCUUCCCAACGGCACGUCGACACUAAGCCGCGGGUCCGUGCUCUCUUCUACGCCGGCGGCAUUGAGACGAGUGCCGAGCCGAGCACGUUGCUCCCCCCUUCUCCUCCUACCUCUCCACCCGAAACACUGGACAUCCACAAGCGGCCGGGGAGCGGCGAACUGCCGGCGAAGCUGGGGGGGCUUUCGUUACCCGAAGCGCACGGAGUCGUGGCGACUUCAGACAAGCACAGCUGUGGGGAGCUACCGACGAGUAUGGACGGGCUGGCCGUGGAAGUUCGCGGCUCGAAUGGGGCCUUCUAUAAGGGGUACAUCAAGGAUGUCCACGAUGACUCGCUCACCAUUGUUUUUGAAAACAACUGGCAGCCAGAGCGACAGUUACCCUUCAGCGACGUGCGGUUGCCACCUCCGACCGAUUACAACAAGGAAAUUGGCGAGGGAGAAGAAGUGGAGGUUUACUCCCGGGCUAAUGAACAGGAGCCAUGCGGCUGGUGGCUGGCCCGCGUCCGAAUGAUGAAAGGCGAGUUUUACGUGAUCGAAUAUGCGGCGUGCGACGCCACUUACAACGAGAUUGUCACAGCAGAGCGCAUCAGGCCGCUCAACCCCAACAGUCCUUCCUCGCGAAAUUCCUUCAACAAAGUCACCAUCGCUGUGCCGGAGGACCUGAGGGAUAUCUGUGCAGGCGAGAACAUUCAUAAAGAGUUUAGGAAAGCUAUCGGAGCCAACUGCAUCUUCUUCAGUGCCCAAACGAACGAGCUCAUCGUGCUGUCUACGAAUGAAACCACAAUAAAGCGCGCCACCCUCCUCAGCGACAUGCAUUUCCGCAGCAUCCGUACGAAGCUUAUGCUCAUGUCCCGUAACGAGGAAGCCACCAAACAUUUGGAGACGAGCAAGCAGUUAGCUUCGGCGUACCAGGAGGAGGUUCGAGUCAGGGAGGACCUGAUGGGGCUCGCCAUCGGCUCCCACGGGGCCAACAUCCAGCAGGCCCGCAAAGUCCCCGGCGUCACCGCGAUCGAGCUGGAAGAGGAGAGUUGCACCUUCAGGAUCUACGGAGAGACUCCGGACGCGGUCAAACAGGCCAGAGAGUACCUUGAAUUCAAAGAAGACUACUUUCAGGUACCCAGGAACCUUGUAGGCAAAGUCAUCGGCAAGAACGGCAAAGUCAUACAGGAGAUCGUGGACAAGUCGGGCGUGGUCCGCGUCAGGAUCGAGGGGGACAACGACAAAAAGCUUCCCCGUGAGGAGGUAGGCAGGCAGGGGGCAGGCAGGGACGACACUGCCGACGGCAAAGAGGGCAUGGUUCCUUUCGUGUUUGUGGGGACGAAGGAGAACAUCAGCAACGCUCAGGCAUUGCUGGAGUACCAUGUGUCUUACCUCCAGGAGGUGGAGCAGCUGCGCCUCGAGCGUCUUCAAAUCGACGAGCAGCUCCGCCAGAUCGGGGUGGGCUACCGCACGACUCAGAACCGAAGCGGACCCGCCGGAAGUGACCGGGAGAAAGGCUACCAGACCGACGAGAGCAGCAACUCGCUGCACACUUCCCGCACCUACGGGGGACGUGGCAGGGGGCGCAGGGCCUCCAACAGCAUGCACUCUGGAUAUGGCACAAACUCUGAGCUGUCCAACGCCUCCGAGUCGGAGGAAGUGAGCGAGCGCGACCAGCGGCCCCGCGGUAUCGGCGGGGAGGAGCGAAGCUCAAGGCGGGGCGGUCGAGGCCGGGGCGCCAACUCUGGACGGGGACGCGGCGGGCCGGCGUCCAAACCCUCCAACUCCAUCAGCUCAGUGCUGAGGGACCCCGACAGUAACCCUUACGCCCUCCUGGACGGGGAGUCAGAGCUGGCCGACACGGACGUCAGCGACGGCGUCGGAGGAGAGCGCCGGAGACGCUCCCGCCGCCGCCGUAACGACCAGGAGCCCAGCGUGAUGGACGCCGCCGCCGAGUCCGACGGCCAGGCCGGACCCAGUGAGAACGGGCUGGAUGAAGAGGCCCGACCCCAGCGCCGCAACCGAAGCCGCCGCCGUCGCAACCGCGGCAGUCGCCCCGAGGGAGACUCGGCUAGCUGCGAUCGGCAGCCAACUGAUAGUGUGACCGUCGCUGACUACAUAUCCCGUCCGGAGUCCCAGAGCAGACAGAACCUUCCCUUGAAGGAAAACCACACUGGUCCUGAACCCCCCAAGGAGAACGGGACCAGCAGCAAAACGGACGAGCAAACGCCUUCUAAGCGUUCACCCAGCAAAGGCACGACACCAGCCGGCGAGACGGUAACGUUGGUCAACGGCGUCUCGUAAUGAGUCGGCCCCACCCAUCGCGAACCCAAGUCUCGAGCAAGACUCCAUGGCAAACUGUCCCUGCUUGCAUUAACGUAAACCUUAAACAGAUGAGUGAAAAGUACCUGACAAAAUUCCUGAAUCCAUACUAUGAGAGUGGAAAAAAAAAAUAUGACGCAUCUUCUUGAAAACCCACGGUGUAUGCUAUAUCCUAUCUAUCAGUACUUAGUGCUUAUUUAAAAACACAAACACACACACACAAAAAAAGUAGCUUGCCAAAAAAGAACUGGUGGAUAUGACUUGAGUUUUAAGGAAAAAAACCGAGACACAACAAAAAGGACUAGAUUUUCUCGUCGCUCUUCUGUUGGUUUCCUUCAUUGUUUAUCACUGGUUUGGACUCGGGGGUCUCGGACGCGUCUCUUAACAGCGUUGACGUGCGGGCGCGAGAGGUGUCAUCUGCGGCGAGUGACACACAAGCGGAGAGUGCAAUGCGUCGAAGUGUUCAUACUCACAGGCUGGAAAUAUUGAUAGACAUUGUGCCUUGAAUUUGAAAGAAAAAAAAAAGAAAAAAACGUUUUUUGUUUUCGUCAGGACAUGGGAGGCGGUGUUCCGUUUUUUUUUAUUUUAUUUUGGUUGCAAGGAGAUGACUUGAGGGAGUGAUGGAGUCACAAGAGUGAGGAAGAUACAGAACUAGGGGGAGUGGCUGGAAGGGGGCGAGGGGCAAGGUAGGUGCCAAACGACCUGAUUUCAAGGCACUUUUCCUCAUUCCAAACAGAACGGACAAAAUUGCGGUUUCGAGCGUAGUGACGUAGAAACAGGAGGCCUGGGAAAUGUAAACGCAGCCCGGGCCUCGCAGCGACGGCAGUAUGAGGUGAUGCGUCGCCCCCUCCUCCCCUCCCAAAGUGUCGGCCGGGGGGCGCCUUUCGAAACGUGACAAAACUGCAGACUUCAACAGUAGACCUAAAAGAGAAGCAGCCGUUACCUUCCAGCCACAGUCUCGACAAACCGCGGCCGCCCGUGGAUCCAGAUGCGCACGUGAGGCGACCACCUUCUUGGGUGGGGGUGUAUGCACCCAUUGGGCAAAGCCUGGGGGACUAAGAACUGUGGGAUUGGGACAGCUAAAAAAAUGAGACGAGAGCCACGCGUGCAAACACAAACAUACGCAAACUAGGCGCAAGAAGCGGAGGAAGACCAGGACCCCUCGGUGGCUCUCUGCUCAUGUUAUUGUUGUCUUGGUUACCGCUCCUUUUUUUUGUUUUUUGUUGUUGUUGUUGCUAUUUCCACAUCUUAGAAAAUAAAAAAUGGAAGUGAAAUCAACCCCACCUCUGGAGAUGACCUUUUUAAUUUCUCUGUCUCGUGGGUUUGCAGUCUAUUUUUCUAACUUGCAUGACUCGACGGCUAACCAUUCGUAGGCGGCGCCUGCCCCGUGCAUGCCAAGAGGGGGUUGUCGAUCCCACUUACAAAGCCAUCGGUUUCAUCCAAUAGAAUCGCUGCUAACGUACACACUGAAUGUCCGAGUAGAGCGAGAGAAGGGCGGUCGUCUGUAUCCCCGGCUCGCAGCUUCCAGAGUCUCCCGGGCAACAUUUGGGCAUAACGGUAAAGCAUCCACAUGACCAAAGGUUUUUAAGAGGCAGACGAACGGGAAUGCGGUUGCAUCGAGACGACUCUGAUGCUGCUUGUUUGACAUUACUGCUCACCUGUGUGUUGUGUUUUUAAGAGUGUGAGAGAGCACUUGUACCUAUUUUUGGUUUCAGUUGCAUGUGUGCGAGUUUGUGUACAUUUAUACCUCAUUGUGUGAAUACUGUAUCCCCUCAUGUAUCUGUAACCCUCACGUCCCGUUGAAAGACUGCUGGCUGCACUUUGUAUGUGUACGCACGUGUGUGCUGGUUGUACAGUUCACUUCUCUUGUCAGAUUUUGUCUCUGCAUUCGUGUACUGAUGGCAAUAAAGGACUUUUCAUUAUUUGGUA
Syngnathus acus (greater pipefish) is the source of this 4527-nucleotide messenger RNA. RefSeq names its product fragile X mental retardation, autosomal homolog 2 (gene fxr2). NCBI's taxonomy places the organism in Eukaryota, Metazoa, Chordata, Actinopteri, Syngnathiformes, Syngnathidae. Gene Ontology annotation, biological process: regulation of modification of synaptic structure; regulation of dendrite morphogenesis; positive regulation of protein phosphorylation. The record is from RefSeq and is a predicted model, not a curated record. The transcript is spliced from 18 exons. Gene Ontology annotation, cellular component: dendritic spine neck; membrane; postsynaptic density. Gene Ontology annotation, molecular function: protein homodimerization activity; translation regulator activity; mRNA 3'-UTR binding. The coding region runs from base 550 to 2580 and encodes 676 amino acids.